This is a messenger RNA of Dipodomys spectabilis (banner-tailed kangaroo rat), 3897 nucleotides long. RefSeq names its product F-box protein 42 (gene Fbxo42). The coding region runs from base 288 to 2441 and encodes 717 amino acids. Gene Ontology annotation, molecular function: protein binding. The record is from RefSeq and is a predicted model, not a curated record. The transcript has 11 exons. Lineage: Eukaryota; Metazoa; Chordata; Mammalia; Rodentia; Heteromyidae.
GCGGCGGCGGCGGCGGCAGAGGCGGCGUUUGAGUGGAGGAAGAUGGCGGCUCCUGGUGGCCCGGGGUCCCGCCAGCUGUGAGGGUUGUCCCCCCCAUCCCGAGCACGUCGAGCGCGGUGUGAGGCCAGGUGCCUCUGCUCGGGUCCCGUCGCCGGUUCUCGCGUCACCGUCGCCAGCGAGGCGAGCCCGAGGGCGUGGAGCGGGCGGGCAGAUCUGCAGUGGACGAGUGAACCAGAAAGAUGCCCUCCUUAAAACUGAAGCCAUGAAAUGCUGUGGAGUGGGAUGUCAUGGCCAGCUCCUCGGACAGUGAAGAUGACAGUUUUAUGGCUGUGGACCAAGAAGAAACUGUGCUGGAAGGGACAAUGGAGCAAGAUGAGGACCCACAGCCUGAACUGGAGGUUGAAGAGGCUAGACACAAUAGGUCCAUGUCUGAGUUACCAGAAGAGGUUUUGGAGUACAUCUUGUCCUUCCUCUCACCAUAUCAGGAGCACAAAACUGCUGCUCUUGUCUGUAAACAGUGGUACCGACUUAUCAAAGGUGUAGCGCACCAGUGUUACCAUGGCUUCAUGAAGGCUGUCCAGGAGGGGAACAUUCAGUGGGAGAGCCGAACCUACCCUUAUCCUGGGACCCCCAUCACUCAGCGGUUCUCACACAGUGCAUGCUAUUACGAUGCAAAUCAGUCUAUGUAUGUGUUUGGAGGUUGCACCCAGAGCAGCUGCAAUGCUGCCUUCAAUGACCUCUGGAGACUAGACCUAAAUAGCAAAGAGUGGAUUCGACCUUUGGCUUCAGGGUCCUAUCCUUCUCCCAAAGCUGGAGCAACCCUCGUGGUGUACAAGGACUUGCUAGUGCUCUUUGGAGGCUGGACGAGGCCAAGUCCUUAUCCCCUACAUCAACCAGAGAGAUUUUUUGAUGAAAUACACACUUAUUCUCCAUCUAAAAACUGGUGGAAUUGCAUUGUAACAACACAUGGGCCACCUCCUAUGGCUGGUCACUCCUCCUGUGUGAUAGAUGAUAAAAUGAUUGUCUUUGGUGGCUCUUUAGGAUCCAGGCAAAUGAGCAAUGAUGUCUGGGUUCUUGACCUUGAGCAGUGGGCAUGGUCCAAGCCGAACAUCUCCGGCCCCAGUCCUCAUCCCCGAGGUGGCCAAUCUCAGAUUGUCAUAGAUGAUGCAACUAUCUUAAUCCUUGGAGGGUGUGGCGGUCCCAAUGCUCUGUUCAAGGAUGCUUGGUUGUUGCAUAUGCACCCAGGUCCCUGGGCCUGGCAGCCACUCAAGGUAGAAAAUGAAGAUCAUGGAGCUCCUGAGUUGUGGUGCCAUCCAGCCUGCCGGGUGGGACAGUGUGUGGUGGUCUUCAGCCAGGCUCCUAGUGGGAGAGCCCCCCUCAGCCCCAGUUUGAACUCUCGCCCAUCACCUAUCAGUGCCACUCCUCCAGCUCUGGUCCCUGAAACAAGAGAGUACCGCUCCCAGUCUCCAGUAAGGAGUAUGGAUGAAGUGCCAUGUGUUAACGGCCGCUGGGGAACCCUGAGGCCCAGGGCUCAAAGGCAGACACCCUCAGGUUCUCGGGAAGGGAGCCUCUCCCCUGCCAAAGGAGACGGCUCUCCCAUUCUCAAUGGUGGGAGUUUGUCUCCAGGAGCAGCAGCUGUCGGUGGGACUUCCUUGGACAGUCCUGUGCAGGCCAUCUCUCCAGGCACCCCAUCUGCCUCUGAAGGAUAUGAUCUGAAGAUGGGACUUCCUCUGGCCCCACGUAGAGGGUCAUUACCAGAUCAGAAGGAUCUGAGAUUAGGGUCAAUCGAUCUGAAUUGGGACCUGAAACCUACUUCCAGCAGCAAUCACGUGGAUGGCAUGGACAGCAGGACAGUUGGGGGGAGUAUGAGACACCCUGUGGAACAGACCAAUGGUGUGCAUACCCCACCCCAUGUGGCCAGUGCCCUGGCAGGGGCCGUCUCCCCUGGUGCCCUGCGGCGGAGUCUGGAAGCCAUCAAAGCGAUGUCAUCCAAAGGCCCCUCGGCCUCUGCAGCACUAAGUCCUCCUCUUGGGUCUUCUCCAGGCUCCCCUGGAAGCCAGAACCUGAGCAGUGGAGAAACAGUGCCCAUCCCUCGCCCAGGGCCAGCCCAAGGUGAUGGACAUUCCCUACCUCCCAUUGCCCGCCGCCUGGGCCAUCACCCUCCACAGUCCCUCAAUGUUGGCAAACCCCUGUACCAGAGCAUGAACUGCAAGCCCAUGCAGAUGUACGUGCUGGACAUUAAAGAUACGAAGGAACGGGGCCGUGUGAAGUGGAAAGUAUUUAAUAGCAGUUCUGUGGUUGGACCUCCAGAAACCAGCCUGCACACAGUGGUACAAGGCAGGGGUGAACUCAUCAUAUUUGGAGGACUCAUGGACAAAAAGCAGAACGUGAAGUACUAUCCUAAAACAAACGCCUUGUACUUUGUGCGUGCAAAGAGAUAAUGUGUGCAGAACCCUUUUCCCUUUCUGUGGCUUUUAAUUUGGAAUUUUCCAGUGUGCAAGCAUUUGGACUGAGACCUGGGGAAACAACAGCCUUUGUCUCAUAGCCAAAACUCAACUCCAGCUCCCAGCCUCCCUCCAUUAAUAAGAAAAAAUUAUAUAUAAAUAUAAAUAUAAAUAUAUAUAUAUUAUAUAGCCAAUUCUGUUUACACAAAAAGAGAGACCUCCGUCCUGGUUCAGAUAAAAUUGUUGCUGUUUUAGUAGAGACUGUGCUGCUUUUUUCUACUUUGCUGAUAACUAGACCAAGAAGUUAGGGAACAGACUAACAGCAGUAACUUUCUAAAAGGAACUGAAGAACCCUGGUAAAUUCUUAUGUGGCCUUCUCAGAAUUUACAAACAAAAACGACAGGCUUAGAUAGGAUGCACAGGAGGAGGCACCAAACCCCAUGCUGCAGGGUAACCUAAUGAAGAAACCGUCCUUCCUCUUCUCUCAAAACCACAGAGGACCUGUGACAGCACUGCAGGAAUGCCUGUGCCUGGUCUCUUCUGCCCCGUAUGAUGAUGGAAAUCACCCAAUGAGAUUUUGUCCAUGCGUGCCAGGAUCAUGGAGAAAAAAAACGUUUACGCAGCUGACUUGUCUGCCAUGGCUGCUGGUCUUUUGAGUGCUCCCCUCCAUGUCUCAGAACACAUUUGGUAUCUGGUUGUGGAACUUUCUGACAAUCCUUUUUGGUUGCAAGUUGCCAAAAUCCAUAUUUGUUCUCUUUUUCCUUCUAGAAUUGGGUCCUCAGAGGCUGUUUUGCCCACUUUUAGCUUUUAGACUGCUUCUUCCUCUGCCUGCCUCCCCAGCCGCCGCGCGCCCCCCCCCCCCCCCCCCCCCCCCCGUCACCUUGGUUUUUGGGUUGGUUUGGUGUUGCAUAUAGAUUUUUUUAAGCCCUAAAUUUUUUUCUCACUGUGUUUCCUUUACAAAGCUCAGGUGCUUGCAGAAAUCAAACAUUUCUUCAAAAAUAUUGUUAGAACAUUUUGUUUGGUGUCACUAGGCGCUAGUAGAGAAUUCUGAAAUUUCAGUAUUGUGGGAAAAAAGUUCCUUGACGCCUCAAGAGACACUUCCCCUUGUGUGACCCUCUCCUCCUCUCCCCACGCAGCGUUCACUUCUGUAUUUGAUUUGUUUCAGACAGCUAUACACUUAUUUCCAAAUUUCAUUGGAUACACUCAGUGUAGAAGGUUGAAAUGGACCCUAGAAGGGAAUUCUGGUAACAUUUCUCCCAGAAAGAGUUUUUCCUCUUUUGAUGUGUCAUCUUCUGCCUUGCUGUUGCCUGGUGACCAAGUUGAAUACUAGGUACUUGAUGCCAUGUGGCUGGCCUAGGGAGCAGCUCCAUCCUUUGUGUUUGUCUUGUUUAUGUGUCACCAAACAGGGCUUGGGUUCUUAAAGUGCAACCAAGUAGAAUCUUCUUUGGUUGAU